Messenger RNA from Clonostachys byssicola, 1317 nucleotides. NCBI's taxonomy places the organism in Eukaryota, Fungi, Ascomycota, Sordariomycetes, Hypocreales, Bionectriaceae. The record is from the annotation of a GenBank genome assembly.
AUGGCCACAUAUCUCAAGGAUGCCCUUCCUCUAGGCUCAUCAUUGGGCAAUCCGGAGGAAUACCAACUAUGUGUCCAUAGUGUUUCAACUUUGCAGUAUCUUCAAGGUCGUAUUCCUGACUUGGAUAAAUCCGUUCCUGGGGGUAUCUUUCUUCAACUUUCGACUAAACCUCAGGACCAUGAGAAGGCCCAGCUCGCGCAAGACAUAAAUGCAAACGAAGAGUUUUACCAAGGAAUUUUGCAAUACAAGGCACAAGCAGCUGAGAUCUGGCAUAUGGUUAGGGCCUACGCUGCUGCUCGGGUUGGAGCAGACAGUCUCCCCCCUUGGAGCCCGCAGUCUGACUACUCACUGGUCAUGUUGCGCAACCUCGAGUUCGAGUGUCAGUUUCCACUGAAGUAUCGAUACGCCACUAGCAACUUCGGUGGCAUGAGCUCCGAAACUUUGAACUUGCGAAGAGAUUACUGGGCAUCAUUUUUCAUGACUCAUUUCAUACAUGAGACCACUUAUAUACUGCUCAACCACCCAUUUUUACUGUCGCUACGGCUGAGGAACUUCCGACACAUGCUGCCGCUCACGUUCAUACACAACUCGUUCGAACAUUUAUCCAGAGAGACAGGCUGGGUUAUCUUUUUCCUGAAUGUUCUUGAGAAGCAAAAGUUCCAGCUCAAUGAUCCUGUGAUCGCGCAUUGUGUAGUCAUUGUGGCAACGGUUCACCUUCAACAUAGCUUCGUUGAAGAUAAUGUUCUCAGGAGCAAGGCACAAAGCGGAUACGAGACUUGUUUACGUUUCCUGAAGCAGGCAUCGCCGGUGUGGCCUCGCAUCAUGCGCAUGACCGAGAAGUUACAGCAACUGCGGGAUAGCGUCGCGAUCGACACAACUGUAGGAACCGAACAGGCGGCUAAUACCCAUCAAUCUUGGUCGAUUAAUGCGAACUUAUUAUGGGAGCUUUUGAUUUACGAGAAAGCUGGUUCCCUUGACCCGGAAAUGUCUAUGUUUGACGAUACCAUCACAAUAGAUGACAGGCAGCAACAAGACGUAACUGAAUGUGCUACGGUUGGAUCCGCUGGCCUAUUCGGGCACAGGGCAGCAAGAAAGGAACACUUCGCGUACCCACCACAAGAGGGCAAUAAUGUGUCGCAAUCCACGGCCGUGACAGUAGGUGAGAUAGACGGAGCUGGCUUUCUAUCUGAGCAACCCUUCACGGGACUCGGGGAACUGAACAUGGUAGACCAGCAAGAUUAUUUCCCUUUGCAGGCGGAAGAUUUUGGAAAGGCGAUUAAUGACUGGAUAAGCUUUGAUAUGCCCGAUAUCUCUUAA